AUGAUUUACCCAUCGACUCUACCAUCCGUUGCCGUUUCUGCCCUGGCAAUCAAUGAGGUUGAGAGCAUGUUGCAUUUAAAAUUCACCACCAAAAAUGACGAGCUUAAAUUCCUUUAUACAGCGACCGUUGGCUGCUAUGGAUGGGCCGUGGCAGGGAACAGCUUCACAGGCGACACGUCCUACGACGAUCGCAUCUGUGCUUAG
This is a messenger RNA of Penicillium odoratum, 204 nucleotides long. RefSeq lists its product as uncharacterized. The transcript has a single exon. Bases 1 to 204 code for a protein of 67 amino acids. The record is from RefSeq and is a predicted model, not a curated record. Lineage: Eukaryota; Fungi; Ascomycota; Eurotiomycetes; Eurotiales; Aspergillaceae.